AUGUUAGGAUCGAAUCGACAUCUCGAGGAACUGUCUUUGGACAGCAAAACUACUGAAUCCUUUACACAAUUAGCAGCAGGAUUAGAGAAGACGAUUUUGAGGAUGGUUUUGGAGAGUUUUGGCGUCAAGAAAUACACGGAUGAACUCGUCGACGCCACAAAUUAUACCCCGAGUGCCAUUAAAUAUGGAAGGCCACAUACUGACAAGGGCUGGAUAACUCUUUUGCAUCAAAACGAGGUAAAUGGAUUGGAGAUUCGAACCAAAGAUGGCGAACGGAUCAAUAUAAAGCCAUCAGCAAACUCUUUCAUAAUCAUCAGCGGCCAGUCCCUGGAAGGUAUGGUUAAAUGGUCGAUUGUCUGUGCCUUACCAUCGGGUCGUGACAAAAGAAACAAGGUAAGAUACAGCAUCGGAGUUUUUGCAAGACCGAGAGGAGGCUACCCUGUAAAGGUUCCUGAAGGGCUUGUGGAUGACAAAAAUGGUUUGCUCUUCAAACCCUUUGACUUAGACGAAUAUUUCCAACACUAG
This is a messenger RNA of Hibiscus syriacus, 525 nucleotides long. RefSeq names its product probable 2-oxoglutarate-dependent dioxygenase AOP1. Gene Ontology annotation, molecular function: dioxygenase activity. Lineage: Eukaryota; Viridiplantae; Streptophyta; Magnoliopsida; Malvales; Malvaceae. The record is from RefSeq and is a predicted model, not a curated record. Bases 1 to 525 code for a protein of 174 amino acids. The transcript has 2 exons.